AAAAAAAACUCAAUGUUUACCGUUGCCAUGGUUAUCAAACACCGAUCAGAAAAUUGAAAGCUAUCAUCAGGAAACAGAGUGACAUAAAACGUAUUUAACGUACUAAUAUUUUUGUAAGUAAAGGAAUUUAUAAGAAAUAAUAAAAAUGGACCCUCCAUCGAUGACGGGGACCUUGCAGUCCACAUCUACAUACUCAGAUAGCUCGAAGACCAGCAGUAGAUCUGGUCAAAGUACUGAAAAAGAAAGAGAUAUGGAUCUUACAAAAGAUAAUGCUGCAUCACCAAUCGACUUGGAAUGCCACAUCCAAUCCGAGCGUAUCACUAAGAUUAUGGACGAUGCUAUCUAUAAAUGCAAGCUGUGCCUUUCUCUACCAGAACUGGUGCAGGAGUACCGGACUCUUUAUAAUUUACUGACGCCUCCUCAUAUGGAUGACCUGACUUUUAUUUUCGAGCAGUAUGACAAUCCAUUGUUCUCUGCUAGUCUUCUAAAUAUGGCUGGUGAUUUGUCGCUGAAGAAUCGUUUGAAUCCAGAGUUGGGACACUUACUCUACAUCAUGAACAGCUAUCCUGAUCUCCGGCCUAUAGUUGAGGAAGUGAUCGACAAGCAAAGAGAAAUUCAAGCCAAUGACAAAACAAAAUUGACGCCUGGUUUUGAGUUUUUGAUGGAACUUGAACAUUUCCGAGAUCUUAUGGUAAGGCAGAUGGAGGCUACGGCGGCAGAGGAACUAUCUGCUAAAAUUAGUACUAAGAAGCUGGAAGCAUCUAAUGAAAGUCUUAUUGCUCAUAUAAAAGAAUAUUCAACCACCUUGAAAGAAGAGACCGAGCGUUUUGAACAGACGAUGGUUAUGAAGGAGGAGAUGAUAACCAAGCUAGAACAUGAACUAGUCAUACUGAGCCACGAUGCUACUGUUAAACUCAAGAAGAAAAUAACUGAGAUUUGCUUUAAUAUUUCUCAUCUGUCUAACCUUAGAUUGGAUUCAGAGCGUCAAAUGGUGCUGGCCACUAGAAGUCAUACAGUUAAAAAUGAAUUGUUGAAGGAAGAAGAGGUGGAAAGUCGAGAAGCGUAUGAGCAGUUGUUAAGGUCGCAUCUUAUCGAGGAGAAAAAUCAAAGGGCUCGACGGUUUAAAGUGGAGACGCAGUUAUUAUCAUGGCUACAGAAGUAUGACCUCGAGAUGAGUGACAAACAGGUGGAACUGGACGAGUUCACGCAGAAAUAUGAAGACGAAGUCGAGAAAUGUCAGGAAUUAGAGAAAAAAUUGGCGGAACAAGACAUCGAGUACAUCCCGCUGAUGGCAGAAAGAGAGGCAGAAUACAACCAGGAGAUGACGGAGAAGAUGAACAAGUUCCUUAUAGACCAUGCUGCAAGGGUCAUUCAACACGCCUGGAGAGAAGUACUGACCAACCGAGCAGAGAAGAAGAAGCUAAAAGGAAAAGCCAAAAAGGGAAAGAAGAAAGCGUAAUAAAGGGAACUUUAUUAUAUUUAAUCCUUAGUCUUUACCUCAUUCAAAAAUUUCCUACAACAUUUCUCCAUAUUUGAUUUCGUAAUGCAAUUUUAGAUUCUACAUGAGAUUUGGACAAACUUGUCGUAUUUCUGGCUCUCUUUAAUAUUUUUUUCCUGACAGUACUCUUAACUUAGAUUUCAUAAUGUCCCGUUACCUCACGUCGACCAACUUUACCUGAAAUCCUUCCAAUCGUAUCCUGACAUCCUGAUUUCCUUCUUCUUACAGCUAAGGAAGGUAAUAAGGAAGUUGCAAGAAGCUCAAGUCCCAACGAACUUAAUCAAGGGAAAACCAAAGAAAUAGUGAUUAGAUUUAUAGAAAUAAUGUUUACCAAAAUUAUGUAUUUAUUUUCAUAUUUAAUUGUUAUACUGUUAUUGUUUAUCUGUUGUGCGAAUAAAAAACUCAGUAAGCAAGGAGUAUAUUUUUAUUUAUAUCCAAAAGCACUUGCUUUAAUUUAGGAAAUAUUUUCUGUUCUUAUUUUAUGGGAGUACAAAAUUGAACCUAAUUUAGAGGUAUGUGCAAGAAGCCCCACGAUUCUGAUUGAUCAAGUUUCAAAAAAUAUAAAAGACAUAGCGUAUCUACAAGAAACUGAUAGAACUCCAUUAGGCUAAAGGCUCACGAAGCGAUUCUCCCGAGCCAAACGCGGUUACGGGCCAGCAUUUUUUU
Spodoptera littoralis (African cotton leafworm) is the source of this 2164-nucleotide messenger RNA. Lineage: Eukaryota; Metazoa; Arthropoda; Insecta; Lepidoptera; Noctuidae. The record is from the annotation of a GenBank genome assembly.